UUUGAGUAUACACCGGUGCUAGUAGCACAAAUGAAUUUACAAUAAUGCAGGCAUUCGUAAUGAAGUAAUAAUGAAAGGCAAAAUCUAUUAACAGAAGGCGCUUUUUCGCCCGGGCUCAUUUAUUUUUCCAUUUCAAUAUAAACUCUCCCCCUUAAUAUAUCCGUAUAUCCCCCUUGCUUCGCCUAUUUUUGCUCCCUUCUCUCUCGCUCUCUCUCUCUCUCUCUCGCAAUUCCGUAGAUGCUUGUGUUGUUUGUUAUCAAUUGGGAAUCGAUUUGAUUCUAAUAACUUCCUUUCCUCAAAUCUUUCCCCCAAUUAUAGUUCGUUUAUAACUCAACAAAGCCAACUGAUGAAUUGAUUUCGAUCUGAGAAUGUGAAAGUGAGCUCAGCUCAGUCAUCUCUUUUGGACCAUCAGCCUGAAAUUCGCCUUAAUUAUUCAGACCAUUUUCAAUCCACAAUCCAAACAAAACAUAUACCAAAACUGACAGUUUUAAUAAUCGCUAAAUCAGAUCAAACUCCACCACAUCACACUCAUCUAAAGCAUUGGCAGAGCAAUAAACAAUCUGGUCGACUUUGCUGAAACGAACACCUCAUUUAUCUCAUUUAAAUAGUCUACCGAAUUGAUUAUUUAUAAUUAAAACUAGUGGUCUAGUUAGUUGAUCAAAUAAUUAUCACAGACUAGAAUUGAACGCCCAAUCACUGAAUGCAACAUGGACGAUCACUCAUCGCCGCCUGUGUCUGACGAGUUGAACACUUCCGAAAUUGAGCCCAAAUUAACCCAACAUAAAACGGAAAGCAAUGAAGUCAUUUGUACGUCAUCCGAACCACUGCCAGCCAAGAUUCAGACGAAACACGAGAACGAAAGCCCCGACUGUUCUGCCAGCGACACGUCGUCAGCGCCGAAGAGAAUCAAAAUCGAAAUAGAUGACUCAAGUUCCGUAUUAGGAGAAUCGAAUCCAGAAUUAUUAUCAAACGAGUCGGCAGAUUUAGAUUUCGGCCAAAUAAAUGGCAGUGCGAUCGCUACAGAGAGUUCCGAGAAGAUGUCGUGCAAGCUAGAAGUUAGUCCAGUCGACCCUUCCGCGAGCUGCGGAGUGUCAUUCGAAGGCGUGAUUUCCUUUAACUCCGAGGACAGCACUUGUACGUUGUCGGUCCGAAUCGACUCGGAAGGAAUUUUCAAAGUCGUGACUGCAAAUGUGUUCACGUUUCAAGAUUACUCGGAGGAUUCGAGAAGCAUAUCUGACGAAAUACUGACCAUCACAAAACGAGAUCUGACGUCUGAACGUUUAAACUUGAAAGCAAAUUUGGACUGCCAGAAAACGAAAAACGGUAGUUUGAAUUUCAUGCUUUGUUUCGCAUGCAAUACUUCAUACAGCGACUUGUCAGGACUUUCAGAGCACGGAAAAGUUUGCCAUAACUGCGAGUUUUCUGAAGAUGACUUUUCAUUUUUUGCCGAGUCUCAAAGCAGUGUUGUUUUCCACCCGACCAGCAGUUGCGAAACGACUAAAGACAUUGCUGUGCUCGGUCUCGACAACAUCCGGGAGGUUUCACUGGAGAGUUUAAAACUGGCAUCUAAGCAUUUAAUCCAGGAAGGCACCGGAGUCAAAAAUGAAGAUGAAGACGCGAACGAUAUCAUCAGCUCAAUUUUUAGCUCUGAAAACGGAAUGGGAAAUUACUCGGCUGCAACUAUUGAUUUCAACUCUACGUCUAAUAACAUUUUAACUCAUAUGGCAAUGUGUCAUUCAAGGAACUCAAGCAAGACCUUAAAAUGUCCCAAGUGCAACUGGCAUUAUAAGUACCAACAGACUUUGGACGCCCAUAUGAAAGAAAAACACUCGGACAGUCUAAACACAUGCGAGUACUGCACGACUAACGAGCCGCACCCGAAGCUUGCUCGCGGCGAGACGUAUUCCUGUGGUUAUAAACCGUUCAAAUGCGAAGUUUGUAAUUACUCGACGACAACAAAAGGCAACCUAAGCAUACACAUGCAAUCUGACAAACAUUUGAACAACGUCCAGGAACUGAAAAGAAACAACGGGACGCUUGAAGAAACAUCAAAUGGAACCUCGGCAACAAUCUCGGCAGUUACUCAGUCGGGAGCCAAUCAGAGCGCUUCAAAUUUAUCCGAAAGUAUUGGGGCCAACAUGCAAUCGACAAAUUUCUUUAAAUGUCCAGCUUGCGAGUUUCAAACCGUGAAUGCCGCUUCGUUUAAAGUGCACAUAGCUACCGAACACGCGCUGCUUUCGAUGAAUUCUGGCAACAAUUCCGCGAACGAUUUGGCAUCUGCGCUUUUGAACCAACAGCAACAAACUACAAACGACAUUUUGCAGUCUUUAAUUCUGCAAAGGCAGCUAGAGGCGGUAGCUGCCGUAACAUCGAACCCAGAAGCAUCUCUUUUUAUCGGAGGAAUGGACGGGAUUCUACCCCAAAUUAACCACGCGGCAGGUUUGACCGCAAACAGCGCUGGCGUGAACGAAAGCGGAGUUUUCACGUGCAGUUUGUGCAAUAGGUUUUGUUCCGAUGAUGCGCAUUUGAUUCAGAAUCACGCAUUGAGAGAUAGAACAAGUAUAACUUCUCAAGAUUACUCAACAGUUAACAACAACACUUUCAAAUGCUUACUAUGCAAUUACUCCACAAAUUUAAAAGCAAACUUCACGUUGCACUCACAAACUGAAAAACACAAGCAAAAGGUGCAAAUUUUCAACCAUUUGAAAGAGGGAAACGAAAACUUGGAUGCGAUAUUUACCAUAAUUCAUCAGAUAAGUCCAAUACAGAUAACAUGCAAUGCGUGCGACUUCCAGGCAAAAAGUAUUGGACAAUUGAAUGCUCAUUUAACUGCCGACGCGCAUGUUUUGGCGGUCAAACUAUUUGAAAUUUUCACGUCGCUUACGUCAAAACCGGGUGCCAAAGUCAACUGUAAAGUAUGCGCCUCGGGUUUCAUGUCCAAACCUGAAAUCAUUUCACAUGUGCAACAAACUCAACAUUGCUCCAAACUUCGCAAUAAAAAACUGCAAUCUGGAAAUAGUUCAAAUGAGGCGAAUUCCUGGCAUGAUUUCUUCGAAGUUUCGGUUGAAAAUUGCAGCGGAAAUGACCGAAACGGGAGUUCGAACUCAAGCUCAGCCAAAAGUUCCGAAAUCUACGGCGAAGCGUUCAACUGUCCUUUAUGUGCUAAACCUUCAAGAACUCGAGAUUUGCUCAGAGAACAUAUAAUGCAAGACCACCGAGUUUCUACGGAAUGUAUUGAAGCAUUACUGUCAGUUGUUAAACCCACAAUGAGUGUUAAACCAGUUGCUAGGACUACUCCUAGAGUUGCUAAGUCAAAUUCUGAAAGUACAUCGGAACCUGUUGCUUCUGGAAUCCCCGCAGCAAGUUCAUCAAAUUCCCAAAAUGCACUGGUUAACAUUUCUGGUGUCCUAAAAUAUCGAUGCCAUAGAUGUCGAUCAGAAUUCAAUCACACUGUUGAUUUGUAUAACCAUGCGAAGUCAUGCACAAAUUAUGUUUGCUAUGGGAUUCCGGAUUGCAAAGAACAUUUCCCGACUCACAAUGCGUUGUCGAACCAUAUCGCGGUGCAUGCGGAUCAAGACUCAAGUUUGCCGUGCUGGGAUCCAAAAUGCGGACAAAAUUUUCUGUCCGAAGAAACUUUGAUACUGCAUUUUUUCGAUACCGUCGGACAUUUACCUCUAGCGUUGACAUGCUCGACAUGCUUAACAACAUUUUUGAAUGAAACGACAUUUUCGACGCAUGUUUUGAAUUCCAGUUGUUCUAAUCAGCAUUCUGGUCAAAUAAACUCUCAGGCCGACUUCAAAAACGACAUUCUGGAUUCAUUACCUAUAGUUUCGCAGUACUCGGCGUCUUCAUUAAGUUCAAGACCACAUCACUGUAGCAACUGCAAUUUCGCUUAUGUUCUGCAAUCUAAUUUGCAAUCGCAUAUUAACACUGCCCACACCGAAGUCCCAGCAAUUAACAAUUCGGAGCGUUCGGCUUCUGAAGUAAACGCUUCUCGUGUAUCAGCUUCUGCCGAACCGACAAGAGCCGAGAAGCCGUUUCGAUGCGAAGCAUGCGACGUUGCGUAUUCCUCGGAAUCAACUCUCGUGAUCCAUUUGGCCUCGCUGCUGCAUAAAGAAACGGUUAACCGACAAUCAAAUGCCAACAACCAAAGUUCAUCAAGUCCGGAUUCCAGCAACUCCGAAAUGGCAUGUAGCUCUCAGUUGACUCCCGGAUGCAAUUCAAUGUCAUCUGUUGACUCAACAAAUGGGCUCAACAACGACAACAGUAGCUCUAACCUGCAGACGACAGCUGAAAGUUUUGACGACGUUGUUAGAUCUCUCUCGCAGCAACAACAGUCAGCAAAUGCCAUGACGUCAUCGCUAGCAGCCAUGAAUUUUUUAAGCAACAUGGGUAUGCAAGUAUCUCCGCAUGAUUUGAAGGUUUUCCAGGACACUUUCGCGGCUACACAGCAACUGCAAAACACAAAUCUUCUUGAUGUACAAACGCAGAUGGCUCUUUUACAGCAACAGCAGUUUUUGCUACAGCAUCAAAAACUGUUGUCCUCUUUGAUGCCUCUUUACAAUGCAACUCCACAAGUGGGACAACAGUCACAAGAGGGCGCCAUGGACCAACAGCAAUUGACAUCUCAGAACUCAAAGCUAAACGAACUUUUCAAAAUCUCAAUUAGUGGACAAAAUUCGAGUGAUGAAAACUCAGCCAGCGGAAUCCUUAAUACUAAUGAUACUAACGCUGGCGAAAAUGAUGGUUCCAAUUCAAUAAAGAUUGAUAAAAAAAUUAAUACCACAACUGAAAACUCUUCAACUAGCAGAGAAAUUUUACCCACAGGAAAAUACCAAUCUGUGAUUGUUGCAAAUAACUCUCCAACUUCGACGCAAAACAGUGUUAAAAUCGAAUCGGGGAUGUUUGAAAGUUCCACUCCCACGAGAAAAGUACCUGGGAACCUACAAAUAGCCGAAGAGCCCAGAUGCGAAAGUUCUGGAAACUUUCAGGAUGAAGAUGAUGAUAACAUGUUUUACAGCGACGAGUUAACGCAAAGUGAGUCGGAUGGCGGAGGUUCUGAUGGCGAAAGUCAUUCAGGAUCAAGUUUUGGUUCGGGAGACCAACUUAACGCUACAAACGCGUUCAUUCUACAACAAGCGGCGCUUUAUCAGCAAUUGUUCAUGCAGAACCCAGCGGCUCUUAGUGCAAUAUUACCCGCGGCUGCUCUUGCAAAUUCGAACUUCGGAUCUCAGAUGUUCGCAAACAAUCCGAUUCUUUCUAUGAUCGCCUCGGCUGCAAACGGAGGGAAAACUAUCGAGUCUGUAGCUCCUGAGAGCUCUCAGAAGCAACCAAGAACCAAAAUUUCAGAACCUCAACUGGAAAUUUUGAAGCAAAAUUUUGACAUCAGCAAUUUACCGAGCGAAGAAAAAUAUAUUGCAUUGUCGCAGCAAACAGGACUGCCUGUUAAAGUUAUUAAGCACUGGUUUAGAAACACUCUUUUCAAAGAAAGACAGAAAGAUAAAGAUUCGCCUUACAAUUUCAACAACCCGCCUUCAUGUGCAACUAGUUCAUCAAGUUCGUCUGUGUCUCAGAACACCUUGUCUCUUCAGCAGGCGAUAUUCAAUAACAUGCAAAGUUUGCUUCCUGGCAGCAGUUCGAAUCCAGGCCAGUUCGACCCAACGAAAUUCAACUUGAGUGCUUUCGGCACAACAUCACCAGGUAAACCACCGUCGCCAAUGACGAUGUUUCUGCAGCAACAGAAUCAGCAACAUAUGUCGUCAAAGCGAGCUACUAGGACUAGAUUUACAGAUCACCAAAUAAAGUCCCUUCAAGACUUUUUCGACCAAAACCCAUAUCCUCGUGACGAUGAUUUGGAAAAUCUCUCUAAGAGCCUAAGUCUUUCACCCAGAGUCGUUGUUGUUUGGUUCCAAAACCAGCGCCAGAAAGCAAGACGAAGCAUGGAAUUGUCUGGACCUGAAAACUCAAAUGGACAAGUUCCUCAGGUGAGUGUCUGCGUUAAUGAACCAAGAAGCAGUUCUUCGAUCAGCGACUCUUCGGCUUUGCGACCCAAUUCGGUUAGCAGCACGCAAAGCUCUCGAAGUAAUCUUGAUCAUGACGCCACUAAAUUAGUUCAAGAGGUCGUCAACAUGGUAGCAGUUAACCAUGGCGCUUGCACUUAUAACGAAGCUGAACAGGAUCCAGUUCCCACCACUGCACAAGAUUUUACGACUGUCGUCGAGCCGCAACCUGCUCCUAACUAUGACGUAAUGAGUUCGAUUGCGUCAUCGGUAGCCCAUCAGAUUGCAGCGGAAGUUUCCAGCAGAGAAGCCGCGGGAGCUAAGUUACGUAACCGAGAUAACGAGUCGAACAAGCUUGUGAUAAAAGAUGAGUCGGACAAUGAUGGGUUCUCUCAGAACACCCAAGAUGACGAAGAGUUCUAUUAUAACUGCAGUUUGUGUCCGGCUAUUUUGGCCUCAGAAGACGAGCUCGAUGCACACCAAAGGGCACAUAUUGAGCAAGUUGCUUUGACUAUUAGUGGACUGUCUUCUCAGCAAGACCAACAGAAUGAAAGCUGUAAUGAUUUGGAUGCUAUGCAGCGCAUUAACGAAAAGUUUACAGCAAUGGAUAAAUCUGGUAACUUUAACGGAGUAUCGAAUAACGCUUCGUAUCUCAGUGAUGCUCAAGGUCAUUUCGAUGCCAAUGGCGCCGGAUCUCAAGAGUAUUUUCGAAGAAUGCGCACUACUAUUUCACCAGAUCAGCUUGAGAUUUUGUACACCAAAUACGGAGAAAAUAGCAACCCGAGUCGAACUGAGAUGGAAACGAUUGCCAGCUCGGUUGGACUGAGUCGUCGUGUGGUUCAAGUGUGGUAUCAAAAUACCCGAGCGAGACAACGACGAGGUCAAUGUCGGGUUAUCGGAAACACAGUUUAUCACUGCAAGUGUCCCUACUGUGAAACUAUCUGCAAGAGCAAAUCUCAUUUGAGCCAACACGUGCAAAAAGAGCAUUCGGACCGAGCUAAAAACGCAAUCCAAAUUGCACCGAGCACUUUGGACUCUUCAGGAGUAGUUAGAUCCUCGGCGCCUCCCAACGUCACAAUCGGGUCAAAACCGAGUGACGGAAAGGUGUCUGGUUUAGUGGGUGUAAACUUGACGUCGGCUGUUUCGACCCACGAUCCGAAACCACUGGAAUCGCUAGUCGCAUCUGUGAGCUCGAUUGUCUCGGCAGCUUCUCGAAACUUUGGAACUUCUUUGAAGUCUUUUGGAGUAGCCGACGGUUCGGGAAGUGGCAAGAGUUCUUUCAGUGACAUUGUCUCUCAGGUGUCGACAGGAAAGUGCUUCGAUGAUGGAGAUGAUUCAAAACUGCAUGAAGUGUCAUUUUAUUCUGACGGAUCGAACGAGGAGUCGUACAAGUUGAGUGACUCGGCAGUCAGUCCAGCUAGCGAGUUCAUGACGUCAUCCACCCUGAACUCUGCCUCCUCCCCUUCUGUUGCUGCCUCAAUGGGUUCAUUCGGACUAUUCGGAAACAAUGAUGACAAAAAGCGACAUAGGACUCAUCUGUCAAACGUACAGGUGAGAACUCUCAAAGCCAUGUUCCUCGACUUCAAGACCCCGAGCAUGGGCGAGUGCGAACAAAUCGGCCACGAACUCGGCCUCUCCAAACGAGUAGUGCAAGUGUGGUUCCAGAACGCCAGAUCAAAAGAGAAGAAAGGAAAACCGGUGGUGGAAUCCGAGUUUGGAAACCACAUGGCCGACGGACAGCUAGCCGAAGGAAUAAACUCAUGUCAAUAUUGUCCAGAGUUGAAAUUCUCAAACAGCAGCGCGUAUCGAGAUCAUCUGUUUGGACCCCGUCACGUGCAAGCUGUCAAAAUUUCAGUUUCGGCUAAAGUACGCGAAGAAAACGGAUACACCUAUGCGGUUCCGGUUCCGAUUGGUUAUGAAACACCUGUUAUCAAUAAUAAUAAUUACUCCAGAUCUGAAAUUAUUCCCCAAAUGAAUGGAAACACCACUAAUAUUUGUGCGUCGGUGGUAUCACCUAUUUCUGCACCCAUGGAUUUGACUACAAAAGCAGUUUGAUCUGUUUUUGGAAAUUUCGUUCUAUCAUUCGUAUUCAAUUUCUAUAUCUAAUGGACAUGUUGUUUCAUCUUAGAAAGAGGGAACCUGGUGAAAUAAUUCGCCCUCUUACGGCCAAAUUGUAAAUUGUACCUGACAUGCUUGCUACCUUUGCUCAUCAUGCGAAGUUUUUGAUUUGAAAUCAAAUUAUUUUUGUAUGGGAAUGCGUAAAUGAUUGUCUGUUCAUUGGAUUGCGCUUUUUGUCUCAUUUAUGCUACCAAACCAAAUCAGCCUUUCGUCAUUAAGAGUGAAACUCAAAUAAACUGCGUGCAUUUGACAAAUUAUUAAUAGACUUCAUUAAUUUAUUUACAGCUAUUGUUUCUACGCUUAUUUAAGCACAUCACAAAUCAUACAAAUUUAGAUGUUUUCUAUUUGCAA
Molecule: messenger RNA, 8468 nt
Organism: Symsagittifera roscoffensis
Lineage: Eukaryota; Metazoa; Xenacoelomorpha; Acoela; Convolutidae
Product: zinc finger homeobox protein 3-like
Exons: 4
Coding region: 708-8054 (2448 amino acids)
Biological process (GO): regulation of transcription by RNA polymerase II
Cellular component (GO): nucleus
Molecular function (GO): RNA polymerase II cis-regulatory region sequence-specific DNA binding; DNA-binding transcription factor activity, RNA polymerase II-specific; zinc ion binding
Source: RefSeq, a predicted model, not a curated record